This is a messenger RNA of Alternaria conjuncta, 1422 nucleotides long. RefSeq lists its product as uncharacterized. The coding region runs from base 1 to 1422 and encodes 473 amino acids. Lineage: Eukaryota; Fungi; Ascomycota; Dothideomycetes; Pleosporales; Pleosporaceae. The record is from RefSeq and is a predicted model, not a curated record. The transcript is spliced from 2 exons.
AUGUUUUCCUUAUUCGCCAGCGAGAAGCCCCAGCCCAAAGCCGCCGAGGUUGCCAUCCAGAGGGUCUCAAACAUCACCGCCACCCAGCUGUCCCGCUUCGAGCGCCUUCCCAAGGUCCAGCGCUAUGCCAUCAUAGGCGCUGCCUCUGUUGGCGGACUGUCCAUCCUAUGGGCUUUGACUUCAUCUUCAAAGUCUGCCAGACGGCCUCCGAUUGCUUCUCCCAGGGAUUCCCUGCUACCAGAUCUGUCUCCCGAGGACGCUGCAGAACUUCCAUACCAUCCAGCUGCACUGCCCGGAGCCCGCGAUGUCGAUUCGCCAUGGGGUACUAUCCGCGUGUAUGAGUUCGGCCCCAGAGAUGGAGAAAAAGUUUUGCUCAUCCAUGGCAUCUCGACUCCGAGCAUUGCCUUGACUGACCUGGCACACAAACUGGUUGGCAGGGGCCGACGUGUCAUGCUUUUUGACCUCUUUGGUCGCGGCUACUCUGAUGGUCCUAACCCGGACACAACCAACUAUGACUCCAACCUCUUCACCAGCCAGAUCUUGCUCGCGCUACAAUCUUCGCCCAUCCACUGGUCGCAUUUCACCAUAGUCGGCUACUCUCUGGGAGGCGCCAUCGCUGCAGACUUCACAUCGUACUUCCCCUCGCUCGUCCGCGGGCUCGUCCUCGUCGCUCCUAGUGGGCUCAUCCGCAAAAACCGCAUUUCCAUUUCCAGCAAAAUGCUCUACAACAGCUCCUGGAUGCCGGAAUGGAUGGUACGCAAGUUCGUCGCAAGCAAACUAUGGACAGGACGCAAAGUAGUUGAGAGCGACCCUGAAGCAGUAGAGAAUGCCGAGACUACCACGGUUGCGAGCGAAGGAGACAAAACAUAUCUGAGCAGCAACCAAAUGCUCUUGCCAGGCAACCCGCACUCUACCGUUUCUUCCGUCGUGGAUUGGCAGAUACAAAACCACAAGGGGUUCGUGCCAGCCUUCAUAUCGACCAUCCGUCAUGCGCCCAUCCAGAAUCAACAAGAGCGCUGGGCCGUCAUCCGCGAAAACAUCGAGAACCGCGCCGGCCCACUAAAGGAAGUCUGGCUCAUUCUCGGCGAGACGGACCCCGUUAUCAACGCCGACGAAGUCACCGAGGAUGCAAGAGCAGUACUAGGUGAGGAAAACGUCAGGGUCAAGGUACUCGACGGUGUAGGCCACGAAGUCGCCAUCGAGCGAGCAGAUGACAUUGUCAGGGCCGUAAGAAGGGUUGGUAGUAAGCCCGAGGAGGUCAGGGAGCAACAGGAAGUAGCGCCUGAGGUGCCUGAAAAGGACCCGAAGCCUGAGAAACCCGAGAAGGCUGAGAAGGAAAAGAAGGACAAGAAGGAGAAGGAGAAGAAGAGCUCGAGUCGGAGGAAGCACGGAAGCUCACACGCUGGCUCUAGCGCGAAAUAG